Haliotis rubra (blacklip abalone) is the source of this 6631-nucleotide messenger RNA. Its product is annotated as protein PTHB1-like. The record is from RefSeq and is a predicted model, not a curated record. Gene Ontology annotation, cellular component: BBSome; membrane. Gene Ontology annotation, biological process: cilium assembly. Lineage: Eukaryota; Metazoa; Mollusca; Gastropoda; Lepetellida; Haliotidae.
UUAUAAGGUACUUUUCAUUACGAAGGAAUUCUUACCCAGGAGUGAGUUGUGAUGUCGUUGUUCAAGAUCCGGGACUGGUGGUCCACUACAGUGGGAGAAGAUGAAGAGUUUGACCAGGGAUGUCUGUGUGUGGCAAACAUUGACAACAGCAGUGAUGGCAUAGAUAAGAUCAUUUUGGGCAGUUACAAUGGCAUUCUACGGAUCUUCAAUCCAAGUCCAACAAAAGGCGAGUCAGGAUGGAGCGGGUAUAAGGCCGAGGAUGUUAUGCUGGAACAUGCGUUCCCCAACCCAAUACUCCAGGUGGAGGCGGGCAAGUUCUCAUCUGGAUCUGAAAAUCUGACAUUAGCCAUUCUCCAUCCAAGAAAGAUAUCAGUGCUUGGUGUGUCAGCAAUCUCUGGCAGUGUUGGACACGGGAGCCAUUAUCAGAUACAGCUACUGUAUGAACACAGUCUACAGAGGACGGCUUUCAACUUCUGUUUUGGGCCGUUUGGUGGAGUAAAGGGACGUGAUUUUCUGUGUGUGCAAUCAAUGGAUGGAACGGUAUCAAUCUUUGAGCAAGAGAGUUUUGCAUUCAGCCGCUUCCUCCCUGGCGCCUUGUUGCCAGGACCUAUCAAGUACAUCUCUCGCACAGACAGCUUCAUCACUGUGUCCUCCAUGAGACAGGUGGAGAGCUACAAGUACCAGGUGCUGGCUGUGGCAAGUGACUCCAGCAGCAAGGAGGAGUCUCAGAACCUCAAGUCUGGCAAGAAAGUUGCAAUGGACUGGGCUUUCAACAUUGGAGAGCAGGCUAUUGACAUAUCUGUGAUAUCAUUCCAGCAAGCUCCACCAUGUGUGAUGGUGCUAGGGGAAAGGAAUUUGUUCUGUCUGACAGACAAUGGAAAGUUGCGCUACAUGAAGAAGUUUGAAUUUGAUCCAGCUUGUUUUGUGCCUUACACCUCAAUAACAGAAGGGACCAUCAGCUACAUUGUGGGAACACAUACCUCGUCUCUGAUGAUCUACCAAGAUGUCACCCUCAAGUGGGCAGCCAAGAUGGAGCACAUGCCUGUUCAUGUAUGUACAGGAAACAUGAAAGAUUUGAAGGGUGUGGUGGUGUCCCUCAGUGACUCGGGGCGGCUGGAAUGUGGGUACCUGGGGACAGAUCCUGCAAUAUUUGUCCCUCCCACAGUGGAGGCGAGAGAAAUUAACUAUGCCGACAUGGAUGUAGAGAUGAGGAGAUUACAAAAGAAAAUCAAAGAUAAUGCUCAUAAAUCUGUGAUAGUGCCAAACCUGAAGACAGAUGAUGACCUCACUAUAACCGUCCAUGUAAAUCCAGCCUUAGAUGACUCCUCGAUGGCGACAGGGAUGGAGAUUGAAAAUGAAGACAUUGUGCCUUCCAUAACAGCAAGAAUCCAGCUGAAAUCUCGACUUCUCUUAGAUAACAUUAGAAUGCAGAUUCACACUAACUGGCCCCUAGCUGCCAACCAAACAUCUUUCACAGUUCCUUCAGUGGACCCCAAUAAACCUACAGAGUGUUUCUGUGCCUUCUUCAUGCGAGGUGCUGGCCUUCCUGCCAACCUCUCUGCAGAAGUAUCAGCCAGAUACACCAGCGCCUCAGGGGCACCACGAGUCAGCACAGCUAAGCUGAAGCUGCCCUUCAACCUGGUUGUGAAGCCAGUGUUCCCGGUCAAAGUUGCUGUCCACAAGUUGACAAUAGACACCAACAAGCCACCUGUCAAUCUCAAUGAACUUUUCCCAGAUCUGCUAGGAGAGAAUGCAGGAGGACAGGGGGCUGCUCUUGGCUUCCAGUUCUAUGGAGGACCUGUUGUUACUGUUCUUGCCUCAAAAACAUCACAACGAUACAGAUUACAGUGUGACCAAAUUGAAGCGCUAUGGCUGCCAAUGAGGGAGUUAGCUGGUCGACUUAGCAACCACUUUAAUCGUGCCAAAGACUUUAAGGUUUUCUUUGAUGGAGCUUUGCCGCUUCAGGAGUACUUUAAUUUGGUGGAUGUUCACUUUGAGUUUCGGUUGAGUGCUGAGAAAUGUAAGGAGGUUCUGGAGCAGAGAGCUCAGCAGUUCCGGAUGAUUCAGAAGAGACUGCUCACCAAGUUCAAGGACAAAACACCAUCACCACUACAGAACCUGGACACUCUCUUGGAGGGGACUUUCAGACAGAUCAUGGCUUUAGCAGACGGUGUGGAGGAGAACAGACGGGCCCAGGAGGUAGCAGCCACAAACCUCAGCUCAGCUACACACUUGCUCAACUUCCUCAUCAAGAUCUGGACAGACAUGACAGAUGAUGAAUUCCAGGUCUUAGAGUCAGCAAUAUCCCCCAUAGUGAAUGAUAGCGAACAACAGGGAUGGCAGGAGAUGGUAGAUGCAGCAGUGACGCAUCUGCUGCGGACAGCUCUGGCAAAGUCAGCAAAGGACCAGACAGUGAACCCUUCCCCACUCACUGUACCACAGGACACAACCAAAGUGAAGAAACACAUAGCACUACUCUGUGAUAGACUUGGGAAAGGUGCACGACUUAUUGAAGGGUUGGCAGACCGGAAAGAGCGGAAAAUUAAGCUGCCUCCAUCAAACAAGAGCAUAACAGAAAAUGGAGAUACAGAUUCCUUGAUAGGCGACACAUCUGUACUGGACUCUGUUGUCAACACCAAGUACAAAGACAAGAAGAAGAAGAGGAAGCACAAGCGAGAUGCACCGAUGCAAAAUGGCCGGACACUCAAUGAUCUAGAGCCGAUGGGACUGCCAGCCAUGGACAAACCUGAUGCAGGCAUGUCUGACAGCAAGAAACAACAACACAUUGAAGACAUGGUGCCUGACCUGGGAGAUAUGGAUGGACCAAACAUCAGCAAUGGCAAUGACAGCAAUGAGGUCGUCUAUGCUUUGUGAAGAUUUCAACUGUGAUAGAUGUGGAUGCUUGACUUCACCUCAAAGAAUAUGUGCCAAGAUAGGAAGUGUCCACACAAAGAGCAGAAUGGUUAUAGUGACAGCUUAUGAUCUCAUCAGAUUAUUGUGAUAGAGUGGAUGGUUUGUGAUGAAGAUUUUGUCCUGUGGCCACAUUAUUUCAUUAACCACAAACCUAACCAAGUCUGUUUUACUGAAAGCUUGCAUGUGGUUUCCUUACUAGACUGGAAAAAAUGUAAUAUGUGCUGAUAUUAAAAGUACAACUUGUGCAUUCAUCGCAUAUUAGAAAUCCAAUGCCACUUGCCCAGUUAUUAAGUGAACUGACAUUAAAGGACUUGAUUUUCAAACUGGUGAGCACAGUUUUAGAAAAUCUUUCCACCUUAGCAGGACAAGGAUUUGAAAAUGUUAGCCAUUUGUAUAAAUCUAUGUCUUAGUAUGCAAGAUUUGCAUCUGUGGGUACCCAGGAGCUUUGUGGUAUCUGGAUACACAGCUUCUCCUUGUAGCAAUAAAGCACAUCUCAAUUUCAUGGCAUUGUAAAAUGGCAAUACACAUGAAAUUCAAAUCUGUACUAUUUUUACAGAUAAUCAUUUUAGAGGUGAACAGGACAUUGUUAUAGUCUUAUGUGGUGCACUUCAUGUAGAUCUUCUAAAUGAAAGUCUCAAAUAUUUGUUAUUCAUUUGCUGCAAUGAUCAUGUUUAAUAUAUUGGCAGGACCAAACUUGAAACUUGAGGUAAUCAAUAAUCUGUUUGUGACUUCAAUAGUUCUUGGAGAUAUGGACCCAUUUUUUCAUGUAUACAUGGGUUUUUUUAAAAAUACUAGAAUAUAAUAAUGAUUACUACUCCGAUAAGGAUAAAUGGCCUACUGUCAGCUUGUGAUCAUGAUGCCCUGUAAAUUCAAGAUGAUUAGAUCAGUAAUGAUGUAAAAACAGGAAAUAAAAUUCAAAUUUGAUUGAUAGAUAUAUAAAAGGUUCAUUAUUUCAAACUCCUUUAUCUUAAUCAGUCUUUUUAAAGAGCAUUGAAAUUGGACCAUCAUCGUUAGCAAUGUCAUUACUCUGAGAAAGAAGCAUUGAUGAUUUCACCGACAUUUUCUUUAUAACAAGCUGUGUAAUUUAUCACAUGCCAAGAUUCUGAUCUGAAUCUUGCUACAGAGAUAUCCGUCCAGAAUUUGAGUACAUUACAUGUUCAUACCAUACUGAUGUGGGUUUUAAGUUACUAAUGUUCUCAUUGUGCUCGUUGAUUUUGUAUUUUUUCUAAAGGUGAUGUUAGAAGAUAAUGACAAUGUUAUCUUUAUGAUAUUUUGGAUCCAAUUACACAAUGUAUAUGAUUUGUUUGAAUAUUUUUGCUGUCACAAAACUCACCUUUUAUAGGUUCCUUUUUGUACUAUGAAAUGGUUUUUGCUAUUUUGAGGGUUUUUUAAAAUUAUUUUGUAGACUCUCAUUCCUCUAUGUUCUGCUACAAAUUGCUAAUGGCUAUGACACGUGUAUAUAUUGAUCACUGGAUGUACAUUUUGUACAUGUCACAAUUUUAUUAUAUUUAAAGUUGGAGUGUAUUUUCAUAUGUCAUUUAUUGCUGUCGGUUGUAAAAUCUUGUAAAUACGGUACAUUUUGUGUGUAUUUUUGUGUCAGAAAUGUUUAUGAACGGAGCUUACUUGUAAACAGAUGGUGAAGCAGGGUCUAUGAUGGAACAUUUGUUUCAGAUGACUGGUUGUUGAUGAACAUGUCUGUAGGUCUUCAGAUGUUUGUGAUGCUUGUAUCCAGUCCCACAUCCACACUAUCAAAUGUCUUAUACCAAGUCCUCUGAUCAUAUUUCGUUUAUGCAACCAACAUCACUAUUGGUGACUGGUUUGAAUACAUUCUAACUUUGGUUUAUUCAAGUUCAAGGUCACCAGACUACAUCCUGUGCAUUUUCAAAUGUCUGUUAUAAAGAAUCUCCACAUUUUGGUAAUACGUGUAAUACUUUCAAAUGUUUCAUGCCAUUUUAUGUGUUCCUUAUUAAGUGCAUAAUCUGUGACAGUGCAAUGAGUAUUGCUCUGAUUAUGAUCGGGAUAAAUAUUAUGAAUAUUUUAUCAUAACUUUUCUCUUUAUCAAAGAUGAAAUAGUUUUGGAAUUGUGCAUAAGAAUCAUAUGUAACUUUCUUAAGUUGAACAUUGGAUGGAGGUGUUAUAUAUUUUCCAUAAGUUCCUAUUGAUAGUCAUGAACUAUGUAUGUUAGUAUGUCAUGUAUUGUUCACAAGUGUGCAGUUUGUCUUUGCACAUGCAACAGUUGUGUAUAACUUCUUUGAGUGGCAUUUUAGAAUUUGGGAAGUACAAUAUGAACAAACUUUAUGGAUUACAACUUCUUAUAUUUUGUGACUGUGACGUUUAGAUACAGAUUCUUGUACGGCUGUCAAGCAGAAAUGACAAGGGUACAAGAAUCAGUAUCAAAAUGUCGCACUCACAAAAUAAAAAGUUAAUAUCCAUAAAGUUUGUUCAUAGAGAAGUAGUGUAGUAUUUUCCACAGAAAUACUGGUGUUUGGUUUGUUAACCUACACAAUCUAAGGCAAACGUCUGUGAAAUGAUAGAACAGAUUUCAGUUUCUGAUUUACUUUUACAAAGAAAUAGAAUUACAAGAAAGGUUAUACUUACAGAAAAGUAUUUUAAGAGUGAGUAGGUAUAUUGUUGCUUUGAACAGAAUUAUGGUUGUAUCACAGGCUCAACUUUAUGUUUAGGAGAGGCCAACAGAUCUUUCAAAAUACAUUCAAAUGUUUGUGUUAUGCCUUACCAAUCAGUAUUUAAAAACAACAGUAAAUAUACAGUGCAUCACAAACGCAUUGAUGUUAGGGGAGUUAGUUAAUGUGAUACAAUACAAUAGGAUUGAAGUUACCUGGGUAGGAGUGAAUGUAAGUAUGUCUUUAUGACGCAAGUAUCUUCCCAGUUUCGGUUUAAGGUGCCAGUUAUAUUCUCUGAAAAAUGAUACGACAGAUGACAUCAGUCUAUUGUUUGGCCACUUAAGCAACUUUAUUGCUUAAUUGUAAAUUACGACCUAACCAGGCUUGUUUAUGUGACAAAAUACUGUGUUGGUAAUGCAAGUCCUAAAAGAGUAUGUUUGCAUAUUGCAACAUGUGUAUGUACACUUGUGCAGAACUGUGAAUGAUGUAUCAGAAUAUGUUCAUGUUUGUGUGAAGACAGUUAUCUGGUUGUUGUUUUUUAAACAAACAGAAUGUAACAAACAGUUAUGUUAUGUCUGUGGUAAGAAACAGGUUAUUUUGUUAUCCAACGGCAAGAAAAAUGAGUUCCCAAAGGAUUAUGCCACACUGAAAUACCAGGUCUGGGAAUCUGUGAAGUAAAUACAUGUAUGCGGUAAUUUUAGAAACCAGCUGAGGUUUUAUAUGGAUCUUCAUAGAUAUAUGAAUGUGCUAUGUAUAGAUGGCAUCUAAAUUAUAGAUUAUAACGCUGCUAUUACAAUCACACAUUUAUGAAACUAUUGCCUUUGCAGAAAGGUCACAAUGAAGUUACAUCUGUGGAUCAUAUCCGGUUGUCUGUCAUAUAUGGGCUGACAGUGAUAUUGCUAUAUUCUGUCCCACAAUGUCUUCACCUAAAGAUAAUCUUAUUCAGUCCUAUGUUUAAAGAAAAUAUUUAUUUUGAAUUGUUCUACAUGUAGAUAUCAUAACGAAUGUUAUGUGUGACUUCUGCCGUCCAUCACUUGAACGUCUGUCCAUAACUUCAGGACAUUUUGUUCAUGUACUGAAUAAAACUGUUAUACACA